UAUAAUCUAUAUUUCACUACAUUUCCCAUGAUGCCUCGAGGUCGUCUGUGUACGCCUCUCUCGGGUAAACAGUACGCACUACUUCUGCCCUUACGGCGCACGCCGUGGUAGACUUGUAAACAUACUCGCUAGACCGGCCCUGUUGUGUGAGGCGCUGAAGGAAAUCCACUUGAUUUAUAUAUCUACUAAAACGCGCUGCCGCUCUUGAACAUACCCUCGGUUUAUAUUUGGCUUAAAGGAGACGCAACAAAGCGCACAAAAUGGUUGUGCUUUAGGCCUGGACGACUAAGUACGAUUACUAUGGCUUUAAGAGCAAGAAAAUUGUGUCUGCUUCUUUAAAAUUAUUUCACUUUAUUGCUGAAUAGGUAAUUAAAGAAACUUAGAAGUUUCUAAUUAAUAUUUACUUGUAUUUAAUUUGCGAAGAACUAAACAGAAAAUGCAUCACUGUUGUAUUUGGGCCGCUUGUCGUCAAAUCGUCUUCAAAGCAGAUAUAGUUAUUUUUUUCUUACUUUGCGUGUAAACCUGCUCGACUUAAAGCAUUUCCCGAGUGGGCCGUGCUGCCCUCACUGUGAUGGAACCAGCGAGCGACCGAGACGGGGAUGUAAAUAAUGGUGAAACGCCAGCCGAAGACAAGGCCUCAGUGAAGACCCCGGCAAACAGUACGUCCAGUGCACCGCGGAGGGCGCUCAGAGAGCGGGGAGCGGGUCGACCGCGGUCCGGAGCCUCUGCCUCGGCGGAAGAAGUGAACGGAGCCGCUUUGAGCCCUCUGACCUCAGGACGGGUGUUAAGAGACAGGUCGACACGAGCGGUACCGGCCUGGCUGAAGGACUCCAAAAGUGACGAAGACGAAGACGAAACGGGUCCAGAGAGCGGAGCAGCCAAACGGAGGAAAGUUUCCAACUCAAGGAGGAAGAAAAUUUCUGACUCCGCGAGUGCGCUGGAGGCUGAAGAGGAUGUUCCAGGAGACAUCCUUCAAGGCACAGAGUCGGAGGAGUCCAAGAAAAAUGCAGCAGAUGUACAAGCUCUUCCCUCCAGACGCCUCUCGACCCAAACCGGUGCCAAGACUCCAGCUGGCAGGACAGUCCGUGGACUCGCCAAGCCUAUGUGUAAGACCGAACCUGGCGUGGAGAAUCCAGCAGUGGCGGAAGGAGAGAAAAACGACAAGGACAAGAGUGACACUGAAGGAAAGAAAGGGGAUGGGAAGGACGACGCCGCUGAGCAAGCGCUGAGGGAUGAGGAGCCUCUGUUCCAGGAUGACCUGAAUGAUCUCAACUACCAACCCCCAACGCAGAGCAGUCUAGACGAGGAAGAGGGUCUGAGUUCCGAUGAAGAUCCGCCCUUCAGGGACGACCUGAACGAUCAGAGUUAUGACCCGAGGGAUGAAAGGGAUGCCGCUAAACCAAAGCGCAGAGCUCCUCCAAGAAACAAGGAGAAGAAGGACAAAGACAAAGGCCCUAAGAAAGAAGAAGAGGUCGAUGAAAUAAAAGUAGAAAGUUCAGAGAGUGUGGAAAUCGUACAAGAGGAAGUAAAGAUGGAGGAGGAAGUUACAGAAGAUCCAGAUGGACCUAGGAAGAGAGGUCGUCGGAAAAAAGACGACAAAACUCCACGGCUGCCGAAGAGAAGGAAGAAGCCACCGGUGCAGUAUGUGCGCUGUGAGAUGGAAGGAUGUGGGACCGUUUUGGCUCAUCCUCGAUACCUUCAGCAUCACAUCAAGUAUCAGCAUUUACUCAAGAAGAAGUACGUUUGUCCCCAUCCGUCAUGUGGGAGGCUUUUCCGCCUGCAGAAGCAGCUGCUGCGCCACGCCAAGCACCACACAGACCAGAGAGACUACAUCUGUGAAUUCUGUGCUCGAGCCUUCAAGAGCUCCCACAACCUGGCUGUGCAUCGCAUGAUUCACACUGGGGAGAAGCCUCUACAGUGCGAGAUCUGUGGAUUUACAUGUCGCCAGAAGGCCUCUCUUAACUGGCACAUGAAGAAGCAUGACGCUGACGCCACCUAUCAGUUCUCUUGCUCCAUCUGCGGCAAAAAGUUUGAGAAGAAGGACUGCGUUGUGGCUCACAAGGCCAAAAGCCACCCGGAGGUUUUAAUUGCAGAGGCGCUGGCGGCCAACGCCGGUGCCCUCAUCACUACCCCUGCCUCGCUGCUCGAGCUGCCGGGAAACCCCAUGCAAGGAGAAGUCGCAGGCGUGGAUGUCAACCAAGCUGCACCAAGUGGGGCGGUGGACCAGUUGGGUCAGGACAUUGCUCAGAUAUCCCAUAUGAGUCACGUGCCUCAGCAAGUGAGCCACCAGGUGGUUUUACUGGGUCAAGACCAGAACCUUCAUACCAUGCAGGUGCCAGUGACAAUUGCCCUGUCCCCAAUCGACCCCCCGUCCCCAGCUGACGACCAGCAGCAGACUCAUCUCCAGCUGCAGAUGCCCGUCCAGUUUGUCCAGACUGCUCCACAGCAGCAGCAGCAGCUGACCCUCCACUCCGGCCCUGUGGUGACUCAGCACCAGGCCCAGCUGCACCCGCUGCAGUCGUACUCGUCCGAGCAGCAGAGCUCCGGGCAGACCCAGAUCCUACAGAUGACCUUCCAGCCCGUCAGCCAGUCCCAGACCCAGAUCCAGCAGAUCCCCAUCUUGGCCACUUCGCCACAGCUUCAAACCCUGCAGACGGCCGCUCCGAGCCCACCUCUGCUCUUAGCCUCCCAGCCUCAGUCCCAGAGCCAGACGUCCACAAGCGCAGAGGGCUUCAUCCUGGACAAUUCGGUGCUGCCCCCCGGCUCUCCGGCAUGCACCUCCCACCAGCCGACAGACAUUGUGGGAGAGAACAGCGUGGUUUGGGAGCAGACGGCUGAGGAUGAAGUUCUGACAGACGGGACAGAAAGACACGUACAGCAGGCCCUCAUUUAAAGACGGGGGCUGUACUAUAAUGCCACCUUUAAGGUAACUGUAGGCUCACCAAUAUAUAAUGUACUGUUCACACUGGUAGCAUUUUAGAAUAUCUGUAUCAGGGAAAGAUCUGUUUGUGUAUGCCUUUGUAAAUAACAGUCCUGCGACUAGCUGUUAAUGUCUGUAUAUUGAUUUCAUGUUGCAGUGAUGCAAUAAGAUUCCCCAUCUCUAAUGAAUUAAGCAUGGAACGUCAAAACUCGGCAUCAAAGUGGAAAAAGGUGAUUUUUUUUGUAUUUAUUAAAAAAAAACACGGAGGCAGCUUUUUCUUCACCGAUGAAGAGGAGAUGGAACAGAAAAUACAGCGAAAUGGAAAAUGCCUGUAAGACGAACCGCUAGUGAAACCGUGUUGACGUGUUUUUAUGUGCAGCUGUUUGUCAGACUUGUCGUUUGUAGACUAAAGGGAGGAUAAGCUUUUCAAGACAAAUGAUUUCUUAAGCCGUCUCUGACUAUUAAGUACACCAAGGCUCAACUAUAACUAAUAAUGGACAAACAUGUUCAAUAUCAGCAAGCCACUUUCACAGAUUUAUCAAUAAUUUAUUAACUGUAAUGUCAUUUAACUGUAAUCUCUGAUCUAAUGUUAGUUUCAUUCAAGCCCAAAACAAGACACUGUUCAUUUAGACGAUGUAAAUAAAUGUCUUAACACAUAAA
Messenger RNA from Oryzias latipes (Japanese medaka), 3580 nucleotides. It is a transcript of the gene zfp91, whose product is annotated as ZFP91 zinc finger protein, atypical E3 ubiquitin ligase. Gene Ontology annotation, molecular function: transcription coregulator activity. The record is from RefSeq and is a predicted model, not a curated record. Lineage: Eukaryota; Metazoa; Chordata; Actinopteri; Beloniformes; Adrianichthyidae. Gene Ontology annotation, cellular component: nucleus. Gene Ontology annotation, biological process: regulation of transcription by RNA polymerase II.